Messenger RNA from Fusarium fujikuroi IMI 58289, 2199 nucleotides. RefSeq lists its product as uncharacterized. Bases 1 to 2199 code for a protein of 732 amino acids. The record is from RefSeq and is a predicted model, not a curated record. Lineage: Eukaryota; Fungi; Ascomycota; Sordariomycetes; Hypocreales; Nectriaceae. Gene Ontology annotation, biological process: regulation of DNA-templated transcription. Gene Ontology annotation, molecular function: DNA-binding transcription factor activity, RNA polymerase II-specific; zinc ion binding; transcription cis-regulatory region binding. Gene Ontology annotation, cellular component: nucleus. The transcript is spliced from 5 exons.
AUGAUAUCCUCCAACACAGACAGACCCAAGCCCGCAACGGCUAAAUGGGGUGCUGCUUGCGCGCAGUGUUCUACAGCAAAAGCCAAGUGUAUACGGUCAAAUAGCACUCCUGGAUCAAAGUGCGAUAGAUGUGAAAGACUAGUCAAGAAUUGUACAGAGCAGGUUCAUCGACCCCGGAAAAAGAGGACUGUCAAACCAUCACGAACUGCUCAAAUAGAAGAGAGACUAAAUGGACUAGUCAAUCUCCUCAAAGCAGGUGGUCUCACCAAUGCCGAUCUUGCAACAGACACUACUUGCAUCCCAACUGAAGUUGACCCUACCACUGCUGAUCAAAGGAAGCCUUCAACGAAAGAGAGGGAUUCUUCGCUCUCUCCUGAGACAAUAGAAUGGUCAAUACCUGAUACUUACAACUCAUAUGCUCCUCCACAAUGUAUCUGCAGACAGACCAGUGGGGUGGCUCCCCCUCCCCCGGCCUCAGACGAGGAGCUCUUGAAGCUCUAUCGAAAAGAGUUGCAGGCUCUUCACCCGUUCGUCGUCAUCCCCGAUGGAGUCACAGCAGCAAAACUCAAGACGACGCGGCCUUUUCUCAUGUCAGCCAUCCGUAUGGUUACAUCUUAUCGCAGUCUAAGGUCGAUGCGGGCUCAGAUGUAUCACCUGAUGAAGUACAUAGGAGACCACAUGCUCAUCCGUUCCGAACGAUCCUUGGACUUAUUACUUGGAAUCGUUGUCAUAAUUGCGUGGUAUAAGUAUCACUGCUUCAUGCACGCACAGCUAAACAACUUGAUCGCCUUGGCCUCUACGCUCGUGGGCGAGUUGGGCUUGCACCGCAGUCCGAGUGUUCUUGAGCGGACCAGCUUGAUGGUUGUGACACCAUUCCAACCGGCAGCAAGGACUAACGAGGAGAGGAGAGCCUUGUUAGGAGUGUGGUAUCUAUCUUCAUCAAUGUCUCUUGGGUUCCUACGGAUAGAACCCAUGCGGUACACCAAAUACAUACAGCAAUGCCUGGCUGUUCUUGAGCAGGAAAGGGAGUAUGACACAGACAUGCGCCUCGUGACGCUCGUCAGGGUCCAGCACUUGACGGAGAGGAUUGCACAACUCAAUGCUCCAGAUGACCCAGCGGAAGAAGUUGUUGGUCUACCAGCAGCACCAUUAUCAGCCUAUGUUUCUGCGUUCCAUAGCGAACUCGACAGGAUCAGGAAUGGGCUACCUCCUGAGCUAACAAACGACAGGGUGAUAAAUAUGUUUUUAAAUACGGCCAUGCUCCGGUUAUAUGAACCUCCUAUACUGGAUGCUCCUCGGAUUAUAUCGAUGUCGGAAUCAUUGACUUCUCCAACCUUAGGGGCUGCUUCAGCUCUCGACAUCUUUUACCAGUCAAGAAACGCCUUGAAGAAGUUCUUUGAUGAUUGGCUUACGGUACCAAUUCCAGAGUUUUACAACCAGACAACACCAGUAGUUGCACAACUGGUUUACGGGAUGACAAUGCUCGGUCGCUGGGCCAAAUACACGGCCCCGAUUCCUUUGACAAAGGCUACUACACCGAUGCCGCAGGACACAAGCGCACGAGACCCUCAUGAUGAGGUUUACAAGGCAGACUCUGCAUACUCGGCGAGUGUAAGCCCGUCAGUUGCAACACCGUCAGUGACGACGGGAAGAGAUUCUCAUGAAACCAGCCCGAUUUCAUUGCGGGAGGGUACAGACCCGAGGCUACCAGCUGCUGUGGCCGCUCUUCGGUCACAGAUCCAGACCCAACCAGGACUCUCCCUUGAUGUCACCGGGAUUCUAUCGGCAAUCUGCGCACGGUUUGAAGAGGCCAACGCAUCAUUCCAGAUGGCGUCCACAGAGCCUGGUUCUUCGGAUCACAACCUCUGGAGCAUGAGCGCCAUCAAAGUCAAGAUCACAAGGGCAAAGCUGGAAAGAUGGGCCGAGAUCGUCGCGGCUGGGACAGAAGCCCUAAAGAUACACGAUGAAGUCCGAGACACGGCCAUGCCAGAUAGCAGCACGAGCGAGACCGGAGCCACUGGCUUUGUAGCGGCUACGGGCCAGGAUAUACAGCAUGACGUGUUCGCCAUGCCAGAUUGGAACUCCGAAAUGCCGUGGGCUUCAGAGAUGCUGCAGGGGGUCGACCCGUCGAUAUGGUUUGACGGGUAUCUGGAUUGGGGGGCUGUUGUUAUGAACUCCAUGGGACGCACGGAGCAAUGA